AUGAGAUUACUACAAUAUAUAUUAUGGAUCCAAAAUAUUAAGGAAUUUAAAGUUUGGUUUGUUUUCUUUGUAUCUUAUUGUAGUAAGCAUUAA
This is a messenger RNA of Theileria orientalis strain Shintoku, 93 nucleotides long. RefSeq lists its product as hypothetical. Lineage: Eukaryota; Apicomplexa; Aconoidasida; Piroplasmida; Theileriidae. The transcript has a single exon. The record is from RefSeq and is a predicted model, not a curated record. Bases 1 to 93 code for a protein of 30 amino acids.